This is a messenger RNA of Erigeron canadensis, 3153 nucleotides long. RefSeq names its product protein DWARF 53-like. Gene Ontology annotation, molecular function: ATP binding; ATP hydrolysis activity. Lineage: Eukaryota; Viridiplantae; Streptophyta; Magnoliopsida; Asterales; Asteraceae. The record is from RefSeq and is a predicted model, not a curated record.
UGUUCUCCAAAUCUUCAACAUCUUUCACUAAUUAAUUAAUUCCAUAGUAAUUAAUUAAUUUAAUCAACAAACAAAUAUUUGUUUUCAAAUAUAUAUAUUCCAACACGUUUUUAUUUUGCUGGUGGUGCCGCCAAAAGACAUGCCGACGCCUGUAAAUAGCGCCCGGCAAUGUUUGUCACCGGAGUCAAUUCAAGUGUUAGACGAAGCGGUUUCCGUCGCUAACCGUCGUUGCCAUUCUCAAACGACAUCCCUUCAUGCCGUUUCAGCUUUACUAUCACUUCCAUCAUCACCCCUACGUGAAGCAUGCACACGCGUUAGAAACAGCACGUAUGCUUCACGCAUACAAUUUAAAGCGCUCGAGUUAUGUUUAGGCGUGUCGUUAGACCGGUUACCAACGACACCGCAGCGCGUGGAGGAGCCACCGGUGUCUAACUCACUUAUGGCAGCUAUAAAACGGUCUCAGGCUAACCAAAGACGGCAGCCUGAGAAUUUUCAUUUGUAUCAACAAACGACGUCGUUUUCCUCGGCUUCUGUUUCAACUGUUAAAGUUGAGUUACAGAAUUUUAUAUUAUCAAUACUUGAUGACCCGGUUGUUAGUCGGGUCUUUGGUGAAUCCGGGUUUCGGAGUUCGGAUAUUAAACUAUCCGUACUCCGACCUGCACACCGUCAAUUUAUUCGACAACCUAUAUUUUUAUGUAAUAAUAAUAUGAGUAGUAAUUUUAGCUUCCCAUUUUUAGAAAGCAAUGGAAUAUAUAAAAGAAUUAAUGAAGUUUUAAUUAGGAAACAAGGGAAGACAAGAAACAACCCAUUAAUAGUUGGCCCAUCAGCAGUUAAUACAGUUAAAGUAUUUUUAGAAACAUUGGAAAAAACCAAGAUUGGUGCAAUCACAAAUGUUGUUUCUGUUAAAGAUGAGAUUUUUAAGUUUGUUAAUGGGAAUCUUGAAGUGGGUUUGUUGGAAAUGAAGUUAGAUGAAGUGGGUCAUGUUUUGAAACAGAGUUUAGGGUCUGGAGUGAUAGUUGAGUAUGGAGAUUUGAAAGAGUUGGUUGACCCGAAUGCGAGUUUUUUGGAUUUGGUUAGUUUUGUAGUAAGGAAGUUGGGUGGCCUGGUUACGGGUCAUAGUUGUAGAGUUUGGUUGAUUGGUUAUGCAGAAAGCCAUGAAAUUUGUAUGCAAUUUUUUAAGAAAUAUCCUUGUGCUGAAGAAGAAUGGGACCUUCAUGUUCUUCCUACUGAUUCCAUUAGACCAGUCUUGGCAGAAACAUUCCCAAAAUCCAGCCUAAUGGAGUCAUUUGUACCAUUUGGAGGUUUUUCUAUGCCAUCUGAUAUAAAAAGUCCAUUAAGGGUAUCAAGCCAUUUUGGAUCCUUAUGUCACAUUUGUGAUGAGAAGUUUAAGCUAGAAGUGAAUGAUGUUUCGCAAGGAGGACUUACUGGUUCGGUUUCGGAUCAUUGUAGGUCAAAUUUGCCUUCUUGGUUACAAAUGUCCCAAUUAUCUGCAAACAGCGAAAUGGAUAUGGUGCAGGCCCAAUAUGAUCCUGUUGUGGUGAGUGCCAAAAUCAUUGGGCUUCAAAAGAAAUGGCAUAGUAUUUGUCAACGUCUUCAUCAAGGCGAACCAUACAUGCAGAUUUUACCAAAAGAAAAGUUUACAGUCGGACCUCAUGUCCCUUCCAUUAUAGGCUUUCAAGUCUCUGAAAGCAUCAACCAAUAUGCUGGAAAUAAUCACAACACAUCUUCAAUUGAAAGUGGAUGUGAUGCAAUCUUAAAUUCAAACUCCAAGAACAUUAAAGAUUCACCAAUUGUUUGCAGCCUUACAAGUUCAACAGGAUCAGGAAACUCUGUGACUACUGAUCUGGAGUUGGGACACAUCGAUCAGAAAGAUUAUAAAUUGGUGCAUUCUUCACUGUUCACAAGGGUUGGUAGACAAGAUGAGGCUCUUGGUGUUGUUAGUCAGACCAUAGCUCGUUGCAGGGCUAGAUCUGGACCCAACCGGAGUGGUAUCUGGUUUGGUUUUGUAGGGCCAGAUAGAGUUGCCAAAAAGAAAACCGCUGUUGCUCUUGCUGAAGUAUUGCUUGGAGGUAUGGACAACAUGAUCUGUGUUGAUCUAAACUGUCAUGAUUUUAUGAAAGGUUGUGCUCUAAAGCUGAGAGGAAAAAAUAUUAUUGAUUACAUUGCUGAUGAACUCACCAAGAAACGAUUAUCAGUUGUGUUUCUUGAAAACGUUGAUAUGACUGAUACACUUACUCAGCACCAUUUAUUACAAGCCGCAAGUACUGGGAGGUUUUCUGACUCUCAUGGAAGAGAAGUAAGCAUCAGCAAUACAAUUUUCGUGUUGACUUCCAAGUUUUUUGGACCAGAUGAGUCUGAUGCUAGCGUUGACUAUACUGAGGAAAAUGUAUUAAAAGCUAAGUGUGGGCCAAUCCGUAUGCUGACCGGGUUUGAUCUUGAUGACAUGAAACCAAGCGCUAAAGUGGUUCAUGUUACAAAAGAUAAGCAAGCCUGUUCUCCAGUUUACAAGAACAAGAGGAAGUACAAUCACAGGACUUCAACGGAUAACCAUUUCCUUGACUUGAACCUGCCAGCUGAAGAGAGUGACCUAGAUUAUGCUUGUGUUCCCGAGAACUCGAAUGAGUGGUUAGAAGAUGUUCUUGAACAUGUGGACGCGAAGAUCAUUUUCAAGCCGUUUGACUUUGACAUGCUUGCUGAGCAGAUCUUGAAGCGAAUUGGUGAUUGCUUUGAGAAGAAUGCUGGGUUGCGUUGUUCAUUAGAAAUCGAUUAUGACAUUAUGGAGCAGAUUCUUAAAGCUUCAUGCUUUUUGGAAACUGCAAAAACAGAUGAUUGGAUUGAGCAAGUCCUUGGAGAAGCAUUUGCAGAAGCUCAGAGGAAAUACGACCUCAGUUCUCACUCGGUUUUGAAACUUGUCACGGCUGAGCAGCCCGAUGAGCAACCUGUCGUCUCUCUGCUUCCUGACAGGAUUAUAAUGAGCUGAUCAAAAAAUUCAAGAUUCCAAUAUAGUGUAUAAUGUAGCACCAUAGCAAUAGUAAUUAGUGAGUGAUUUGAUGCAUUAGUAUAGGGUGUGGGAUAUAGAUUUAUUUGGGUUGGUUUUGUUGUUGUCUUUGUAUAAUAGAUAUAGUUCAUUAAUAUAGUUGAAAGAUUGUGAAA